Ylistrum balloti is the source of this 3511-nucleotide messenger RNA. RefSeq names its product death-associated protein 1-like. The transcript is spliced from 4 exons. NCBI's taxonomy places the organism in Eukaryota, Metazoa, Mollusca, Bivalvia, Pectinida, Pectinidae. Bases 74 to 391 code for a protein of 105 amino acids. Gene Ontology annotation, molecular function: death domain binding. Gene Ontology annotation, biological process: cellular response to amino acid starvation; apoptotic signaling pathway; negative regulation of autophagy. The record is from RefSeq and is a predicted model, not a curated record.
ACCACGUAAACAUUUCUCGAAGCAGGUGCUUGAUAACGGUUUUUAAGUUCGUCGUUUGCUGACCAAAUAAGAAAUGUCAGCGGCAGAAGGAGCGGAUUUGAAAGGAGGACAUCCUCCUGCAGUGAAGGUUGGAGGCAUGCGUGUGGUUCAGCACAAAGACGGGAAAGACAAGCCGGCAGAACAACUGACUAAGGAGGAGAAGGAAGAGUAUGGAUCUAGUCCUCCAAAGUCUGACACGCAUCACCAGUCUGUGCUGGUUGGUGGAACAGUGACACAGGGAGAUAAGGAUUUCCCACCAGAGGCUGUCAAGCAUUAUCACAACAAACCACUACCCACUCACGAACAUUCUCGUCAACCCGCCAAGAACUUUAACAUCCAACAACCUCGUUGAACUGAAUGGAAAAGGAUGUCGUUCUAGUCUCAUAUUGAACUUGAGCCGGGGCUCGUUCAAUGAGAAAAAGACAGAUUGGUUAAGGGAAAAUGUGAAAUAAAGUUUAAUGUUAAAACACAAAGCAAGAACUUCAGGCUAAACUUCAGGGGAAUUGGAUAAAAAUAUUCAGAAACCAUGGAAACAUAUUUGGAUAAUGAAAUGAUUGGAAAUUAUAAACCAUAAUUUGUUAUACUCUUAUGUAUUAAAGGAGUAUCUAAAUCUUGUUCAUAUUUCAGGUGUUUGUACUCUACCGGUAUUUAUCUGUGUUGAAUAUUUCGAAAGAGGCAUUAUAAGUGUGAUGAAUAUUAUAGACGUGUUGGUGUUUGAAUUCUUUUUUUCUUUAAUGAUGAUGAGUCCGUGCUUUAGACCAGAAUGCCAGAGAUUGUUGUAUAUCUGAUUUGUAGAGAUCUCCUCAAUUAAUCAGUACUAACAUUGUGUAAUAUAAAUACAUGUGUACCUAUAUAUCUGAAUAGGUUCAUUAAACACAUCCUAUUAUAGGCAGGUCAAAGUAAACUUUUUCUAAAAUAUUUUUGAUCUCUGAAGUUAACCUGGGUAUAUAGUAAUGAUACAAUAGAUAAAAGAAUGAUGUCAUUCAAAGAUUAUUAUUAAAAUCAUUAAAAUACUGUUUGCAACCUCCAAAUAAAACUUAUCAUUUAUAUGACAUAUAUUUCUAAAUAUGGCGAUGCAUUGAAAACAAUUUUAGCUUUUCAUAUUUGAUCAAACACAAUGAGUGCAAAAUUAAUAAUUCUAUAUUUGGAAUGUUAAGAAUGAAAAGAAAAACAUGCAAUUAUUGUUUAUAUGAUAAUUUAAAAGCCAAAAUGAAAAGUUGUGUGAUUUAGGUUGUAUUCUUCAAAAGUACCAAGUCUAAAUACUUUAAAACAUUGUUUAUCUAUAAAGAAAUUAGACCCUGAAAAGCGAAGUGUUGUAUUAUCGUGAUUCGUGAUUCGUUUGUCCUCAAAUUUUCCAGACCAUUUUGGUGAGUUUGCUUACAUUUUCUUGUGAACACAAUUAAUGAAAUACAUGUAGUAAUUUAAAGCAAAGUUUGUUUUGCUUUGAUUUUUUUUGUUUUGACACCCCAGUGUUCAUACAAGUUUUGAACAUUCUGAAAUAUAUUUGUUCUUGGAUUAUAUUGCAAUUUUUCCCCUAAUUUUAUUUCUUUAAGUUUUUACUGGGCAAGUAGUAAUCUUUUUCUUGCAUUUAUUUCCAAUUUUUUGUUUUACUUUGUUUUGCAUCAUAAUACGCAAUGUUCGUUAUAUAUUUUAAAAUGUAAUAUUAGUUUGAAAAUAAAAGUAAAUAAAAGUAUUGUUUAUUGAAAGAAUGCUGAGUUAAAUGAUUGCAUAUUUUUUAAGGUAAUAUAAUCUUCUGCCUUGUUGAUAUCUGAAUGCUGUGUCUGUGUACUUAACAUUAUAGCUGCUGGUAUUGAUAUUUUUCAGAAAUUUCAAUUUGAAAUAUUAAUCUUAAAGGGACAAAAUAGUGAAGCUGGAAUUCUUUGGAACACAUUAACAGAUCCUUCAUGAGUAAAUGUUCUCAAUGCACCUUCUGAACAAAUCAUGCCAAAUUAUUAACAAAAGCCAUUUUUUUUUGAAAUGUGAUAAUGAAAGGGAUCAAGUGGAAGAUAUUGUUUAAUAUCACCAGCUUUAUCAAUACUUCAACAGGGGACUACAGUUCAACUAUGGAAACUUUCACUUAAAAUUUUCUUUUUUUUUUGUACAAAUAUAUGGUCAUUUACAAUCACUUUGAAUAACAAAGUCCUUUUAACAUCAGUGUUAUCACAUUUGAAAAGAAUUUCAGGUGACAUACCUCUAUUAUGUGAUGAGUUCAAAUACAGUUUGAUUGCAUUUCUUUAGAUAUACAUUUUAAAAAUUGAUAUUUAAAUGCUUUCAUAUACUUUUGAUACAGAAUAUAUAUUGGUAUUUUUUCAGGAAUUAAGAUAAAGGUGAUAUUAAUCAUUUCCACGCUAAUUUAAAACACUUGAGUAUAAAACUUUAAUUUUUUCUGAUUUUGAACUUCCAUGCAAGCAUUCUUUUAGUUGGUUUUUAAUCAGUUUUUUUUUUUUGCAAUAUGUUGAAGUAAUUUAGAAAUGAACAUAAAAUUAAACCUGCCUAAGCAAGGCUGGAGUCCAAUUGAAACACUAAUAUUAUUUUCACCGUUUUUACAUCAUAAAUAAUCAAAUACUACCAUGUUCUGUUAAUCCAUUUCUAUAUUGUCAGUUACCUUUAUAUAAUUGCUUUUCUGUAUGCCAAAACUAUGUAGUAUUUUGACCUUAGAUACAAUCAAUAUAUUGUUUUUGAUUAAAGUGCUAUAAUUAUAGGUUAAGUGCUAUAUUUCAUAUAGAUUCUAUUUUACAUUAUUUAACACUGGAGUAAAUGAUGUUUAUAUUUCUUACUGUUGGUAGUCGUCUUUACUGCCUGUAUAAAUUAAACAUUAGAGUAGAUGAUUUUGUUGGCUGCCUAUAUCAGGAAAGCUCUGUAUAUACCAGUCUGGUUUUGACCUUGUUUAAAGCCUGUAUUAGCUAGCAGGUCAUUUGUCCUCCGUUAUAUCUGGUUUUGGAGGGAAUGAUUACACUGUAUUUGUGAAAUAACAACAGUGAUAUGUUUUCAUUAAGGAUUAUGAGCUUACAAACUUUAUGUUUUACAAAGAAAACGAGAUACAACAUCCAGUCUGGCAGAUUCAUUGAUACCGCCAGUCUUCCAAGGAUGAAUUCCUAGUGGAAUACAGGAGUCCAGUUCAAAGAUGUGUUAACAGGAAAUAUAGAGGACCAGGAUGUUGUCUGGUCCUCUAUAUUUCCAGUAAACUUUAUAUUUGUCACAAAGUAACAUAUCAGGACUUUGCUUUGAAGUAUUUUUAUUCAAUUCUAUUUUAAGACAUAAGUAACAGAUUUCCCGAAUAUAUUUUUUUUUAAGUCUACAUUGCUAUAUUAUAACCAUAGCCACUUUUUUAAGUUUGGUCAACAUUUGAUUCACAGACCGUUUCAGACUGCAGAUUAUUCUACAAUAAAUAGUGAUAAAAAAGAGCAGAUAAUUAAUCUUGAUUCUGUUGUAAUUAGCUGUUGCUCAAAAUAAAAAUUACCAAAAAUUCAAA